UAGUAUCUCUCUCUCUCUCUCUGUCUCUGUUUUCUGAAUUCUCUUUAAUGCCUAGGAACUUAGAACCGUUGGAUCUUGGGAUCCAAAUACCAUACCAUUUCAGAUGUCCUAUCUCACUCGAACUUAUGCAAGACCCUGUCACCGUCUGCACCGGCCAAACCUACGACCGAGCCAGCAUCGAGUCAUGGGUCUCCAUCGGCAACAACACUACAUGUCCUGUCACACGCGCUCCUUUAUCCGACUUCACUCUCAUCCCCAACCACACUCUCCGCCGUCUCAUCCAAGAAUGGUGCGUCGCUAACCGCUCCAACGGCGUCGAACGUAUCCCUACUCCUAAACAACCUGCUGAUCCUUCCUCUGUUCGUGCUCUCCUCAGCCAAGCCUCCGCUACUUCUGGUGCACACGUCUCUGUUCGCUCACGCGCCGCCGCUCUACGCCGUUUACGUGGUUUCGCUCGCGAUUCUGAGAAGAACCGCGUUUUGAUCGCUGCUCAUAACGCUACCGGGAUUUUGAUUAUGAUCCUCUUCUCCGAAACGACGUCGUCGGAGUUAGUCUCUGAGUCGUUAGCUCUCCUCGUUAUGUUGCCGAUAACGGAACCGAACCAGCUCGUUUCUAUAUCUUCGGAUCCGGGUCGGGUCGAGUUCUUGACCCGGUUGUUAUUCGACUCCUCCAUCGAAACACGCGUUAACGCCGCCGCGUUGAUCGAGAUUGUCUCGACGGGAACCAAAUCGGCGGAUCUGGUAGGAAUGUUUUCGAAUUCAGAAUCCGUGUUCGAAGGAGUUCUCGAUCUCCUGAGGAACCCGAUCUCGUCGCGACGAGCUCUCAAGAUCGGAAUCAAAGCUCUGUUCGCGCUCUGUUUAGCGAAACAAACGCGCCACCUAGCGAUAACCGCCGGUGCGCCGGAGAUUCUGAUCGACAGACUCGCGGCGGAUUUCGACAGGUGCGACACGGAGCGAGCCUUAGCGACGGUGGAGCUGCUCUGCCGAACGCCGGAAGGAUGCGCGGCGUUCGGAGAGCACGCUUUGACGGUGCCGCUGCUGGUGAAAACGAUACUGAGAGUGUCGGAUAGAGCGACGGAGUACGCGGCGGGGGCGCUGUUGACGCUUUGCACGGCGGAGGAGAGGUGGAGGGAGGAAGCGGCGGGGGCGGGGGUGGUGGUGCAGCUGUUGUUGAUGGUGCAGAGUGAGUGUACGGAGAGAGCGAAGAAGAAAGCACAGAAGUUACUGAAGCUUCUGAGAAAUUCAUGGCCUGACUACAACCACCACAACAACUCCUCCUUCGCUAACUCCGAUGACUUUGCUUGCAGCCAAGUUGUCCCUUUUUGAUUUUUUUUUUUUUCUAUUUUUGGUUACUACUUGUUUCAUAGUAAUUAAUUUUUUUUUUUAAUAUGUUACCCUUUUUUUUUUUUCUAAAGAAACAAAAUUAGAAGCAAAAAAUGGUCAUUUAUUAUUGUGAAAUUAUUGAAGGAAAUAUAAAUAUACAGAAGCUUUUUGAUGACCAUAUAAUUAGGUUUUUAUAUUUUUGGUUUUGGU
This is a messenger RNA of Capsella rubella, 1532 nucleotides long. Its product is annotated as U-box domain-containing protein 25. Bases 48 to 1325 code for a protein of 425 amino acids. The record is from RefSeq and is a predicted model, not a curated record. The transcript has a single exon. Gene Ontology annotation, molecular function: ubiquitin protein ligase activity. Gene Ontology annotation, biological process: protein ubiquitination. NCBI's taxonomy places the organism in Eukaryota, Viridiplantae, Streptophyta, Magnoliopsida, Brassicales, Brassicaceae.